Priapulus caudatus is the source of this 1422-nucleotide messenger RNA. Its product is annotated as mitochondrial tRNA-specific 2-thiouridylase 1-like. The record is from RefSeq and is a predicted model, not a curated record. Gene Ontology annotation, biological process: tRNA wobble position uridine thiolation. The transcript has 9 exons. Bases 42 to 1235 code for a protein of 397 amino acids. Gene Ontology annotation, cellular component: mitochondrion. NCBI's taxonomy places the organism in Eukaryota, Metazoa, Priapulida, Priapulimorpha, Priapulimorphida, Priapulidae. Gene Ontology annotation, molecular function: sulfurtransferase activity.
ACAGGAGACACCGUGAAAUGUUGAAAUCAUAGCGUUAUAUAAUGCAACCUAUACGAAGAGUAGUCUGUGGCAUAUCUGGCGGCGUGGAUAGUGGUGUAGCUGCGUUGCUGUUGAAACAAAAGGGAUAUGAGGUCGUAGGUGCUUUCAUGCGUAACUGGGAUGUUACCAAUGAGGUUGGAGUGUGCAUGGCAGACAAGGAAAUGGAAGAUGCCACCAGGGUGACCAAAACACUUGGAAUCCCUCUCAAGGAAAUGAAUUUCGUUAAAGAUUAUUGGCAGGAAGUAUUCAGUGAGUUUCUGAGCGAUUAUGAGAAUGGCUUGACCCCAAAUCCAGACAUUCUUUGUAAUCGACACAUCAAGUUCAACACUUUUGUCGAGCACGCACUAACAACAUUGGACGCUGAUGCUGUAGCGACAGGACACUAUGCACGCACGAGCUUUGGUUCUUACCUAGAAGAUUAUCAAGAAGAAGCAAAUGUUAAACUACUGACGGCAGCAGACGAGGUAAAGGAUCAGACGUUCUUCCUCUCACAAGUUCGACAGAGGGCACUACGACGUGCCAUGUUUCCUCUGAGUGAUCUUACUAAGGACCAGGUGAAGAGAAUUGCAAGCGAAGCAGGGAUGGACUUUCUUGUAAAGAAGAAAGAGAGUAUGGGCAUCUGUUUUAUAGGCUCCAGAGACUUCAAGAAGUUUAUUAGACAGUACCUAGAUGCAAAACCGGGAAACUUCGUCGAUUGCGACACAGGUGAGGUCGUAGGGAGGCACGCGGGGAUUCACAACUACACGCUCGGACAGCGCUGCAGGCUCGGCGGCAAGCCACACAAGUACUACGUCGCGCGCAAGCACGUCAAAACACGCGAAGUAGAGGUGGCUGCGGGGACCCACCAUCCGGCUCUCUACUCCAACAGCAUGACAACGGGCCCCGCGUACUGGAUUGACGAGCAACCUCCGGCCAGGCUGAGGGCUGGCGGUCGACUGGAUUGCCUGUUUAGGUUUCAGCACGGAAAGCCAUUAGUACCCUGCACCGUCACGCGAGCUAGCGACGACGGCCUUGACAUCUCGUUGUCUGUUCCCCAGAGGGCGCUCACGCCCGGACAGUAUGCCACGCUGUACGACGGGCGGGAGUGCCUGGGCAGUGCGAGGAUUCAGCACGUUGGACCCACCCUGCAUGAGGUCACGCUAAAUCGCUCGUCUUCCGACGAGAGCAGAGCAGCGCUACUACUCUGUCAAUCCUAGCGGUGAUGCAAAAUCCGAGGAUGUGCACAUAUCGAUGUAAGCUUUCAUUAGCCAAUAGAGAAUUAUGAAGCCUGGCAGCAUUACAAAUAAUGGUAGUGUUGGCUAGGAAAAUCACAUAUACACUUAUACAUAUAUACAUAUAUAUAUUAACAAAUCGAGCACUCUACCGACAAUAUAGACUCAAGCA